Molecule: messenger RNA, 1763 nt
Organism: Centruroides sculpturatus (bark scorpion)
Lineage: Eukaryota; Metazoa; Arthropoda; Arachnida; Scorpiones; Buthidae
Exons: 1
Coding region: 743-1741 (332 amino acids)
Source: RefSeq, a predicted model, not a curated record
CUUAAUAGUGGCAUAAUUCUCAAAUAUGUAUCUCCCUCAUUUGAUGGUAUCACAGUUUGCAUAUCCAGUCAAAGAGAUACUACCACUAGAAUUUGCAGAUCCACAACAGGAGUCAUGUGAUCUACCCAUUGAAAUACUAAUUGGAUCCUACUUUUAUUGGCGAUUUGUCAAAACUGAAAGCCUCAUCUGCAUAAAUGACAUUCUGAUGUUAGUCCCCUCACAUUUUGGCUGGAUUUUGAACAGCAACCGGACUAAUAUCUCAAUUCACCCAGUCCAUGUUAAUAGCAUUACAACCCCUUUGGACCCAAUACUAUGAUCAAUGUGGGAUCUGGACACUCUUGGCAUCCAAGAGUCAGAAGAGAAGUCAUUGACCAACCACGAUGCACAUCUGCUCGAUAGCUUCUGUCACUCCUGGAUCAAGGGAGGAAGGGCAGAGGUUUGUCUGCUCUGGAAACAGAACAUCCUCCUCAAGGAUACAAACCGCACAACUGCUCUGUGACAUUUUGAGGCCCUACAUUGCAAAUUCAGCAAUAUGUACACCUGCCACAUUCUCAACUACUCCAACAGUUAUGUGGAAUGGAUUGAUGAACAAGCAAAAUUACAACAGAUCUACUACCUGCCACACCACACAGCAAUCUGAACCAAACACAAUACUGCCAAAUGGUGUAUCGUAUUCGAUGUGUUUUCUCAUGCAAAAGAGCAUCCUGCUCUCAACGAUGCCUUGGAAGUGGGUUCCAACCUGAUGCUGGACAUCAUAGUAACACUACUCCGCUUUCGUCUUCACAAAAGGGCAUUAGUGGCAAAAGGACAUUAUCUCCAGCUAAUCUUGCACCCUGAUGACCAAGAUGUCACCUGCUUCUUCUGGUUUAAGGUGGUUGCAGAUGAAAGGGGACAGCUACACACUAUGAAGGAAUUGGCUGUCUACCGAUUCCAAAGGCUGCCUUUCAGACUAGCAUCCAGUCCAUUUCUCCUGUUGGCCACCUUCUUGGAACUCAUAGCCAGCUCCACAAUCAGCCAUCCCUCAGAUGCCCAAAUACUGGACAAAGGUCUAUAUAUGGACAACUUCUCAGCAGGAGACCAUACUGACCCCACUGUUAUACAAAUAUAUCAGGACAUUAGAGAUAUGAUGGGUCAGAUCCACCUUCCCAUGACGAAAUUGGCUACCAAUUAUGUAUUGCUGAAGGAGCUGUGGGAAGACAGGAACAUAGCAUACGCUCAGAAAACACAAGUACUCGAAGUAGACUGGGACACCUUAAAGGAUGAACUUCUCAUAGACUACAAUGAUGUUGUUUCAGAUGCUGUGGAACACCCCAGUAUGAAACGCCUGCUACUUGCCGCAUCAUCUCGCUUGUAUGACGCUCUUGGAUUAUUUGCAUCUAUCUCCAUUACAGGAAAAAUCAUUUUCCAACACACUUGGCUCCACGGACUCCAAUGGGAUGAAGUCUUGCCAGCAGAUAUCUCAACUCAUUGGAAACAAUGGUUAGAAGACCUACAACACUUGUCAUUUGUGUCCAUACCAAGAUGGAUCAAAACAACACGUCUAGACCUACAUUUAACAAAAAUUCAUGUCAGCAACAAGUCAACAAACAACAGGCUUCAACAAGUCUUCUGUGAUGCUAGCAAACGUACCUAUGGUGUCAUUAUUUACAUUCGUACCAAUCUUUCAUUAGGCACCUCUACAUGUCUUCUCUGCAGCAAAGCUCAUCUAGCCCCAUCAAAAGGGUUACCUUAUCUUGUCUAGAACACUUGCAGCCUUAGUGGGU